AUGUCGGAAGUCGUUGGGCUCGUGGCUGCCAGCGGCCAGUUCAUUGAACAAAGUAUCAAAAUCGUCGGAUUGUUCAAGAAGUUCCGCGGAAAGUUCAAAGACACGCCUAAAGAGAUUGAAGGGUGGCAAAAUGAGGUUACCAGCCUCUCCAAGGUUGUCGAGAAAAUCCAGAACACACCUGCACUUCAAAGCGACGAUCUGAAACCCAUCAUUAAUCAAUGCAAAUCUGUCAGCGAAGAAAUACUGAAAACCUUCACUUCUAUUGAUUUCGAGGAGGCAGAUUCCUUCAGUCACAAGUCUCGGAAGAUAACUAUGGCUUUGUCAAAGGAGGGCGACAUUCGAGACCUUUUCGCUCGGAUAGAGCGGUUGAAGUCUGAUUUGGCCAUCCAAAUAGGCAUGAUUCAAAUAAACCAAAAUCAGGAAGGUUUCGCCCAUUUCACAUCGGUCAUGGAGGUGAUGAAGGUCUCCUUUCAGGCUGGCACAGAUGAAGAACAAUGCGUCCGGGCGCUUUUCCUUACAGACCCAGUCAAUGAUAGGGAAAUGUUGAUAACGUCAAAAGGUCAUAGGACACCCGGCACAUGUGAAUGGAUUCCUAAAACAAAGGAAUAUCAAGAUUGGAACGCUGCUCGCACCGCGCUUCUCUGGAUCGCAGGCCCACCUGGUAAGGGUAAGACAUUCAUCUCAAUCUUCCUCAGUCAACUUCUUGAGACAUCAAAACCCAACGCUACGGUCAUCUGGUUCUUUUGUGAUAAUAGAUCAGAGUCUCGAAAUAACGCUGUCGGCGUGCUUCGUGGACUGAUGAUCCAGCUGAUACAAAGAGAAACACUCUUCAGCCCAGGCUCAUUCGAAACUCUCUGGUCAAUAUUCAUAUCUAUGCUGAAAGCUCUUCAUGACCAAGAGGUGUGCUUUGUUCUCGAUGGACUCGACGAAUGCGUUGAAAGCUCGUUAUCACUGCUCUUAUUCAAGUUGAAAACUCUCUUCCAACAUCCUUCGGGCUUCACCAGACCGUUCAAUUGCAAGUUCAUCAUUGCUAGCCGCGAGAAUCCGCAGAUUAUAUUUGAAUCACUUUCGACAUUUCCUUACAUAGCUUUAGACGACCUACAACACGAUAUAAACCUAUACAUUGCAGAUCGUGUCGCCCAUCUGGCCACUGUCAAACACAUCCUAAACACCCCUCUUCAAUUCCAAAUUGAGACAGCGCUCAGAAGAGGUGCAGAAGGCACUUUUCUGUGGGUUAGCUUCAUGUCUCAGGACUUGGAGAACAGCACUCUCAUCGAGAUCGAAGAUGCUCUUGCGCACGUCCCGCAAGGCCUAUAUCCUUUGUAUCAAAGAAUCAUCAACCAGAUUAAACCCGAAAUAAGACGGGCUGUUUCUGAUAUGCUGAUAUGGAUUUUAUUCGCCAAACGUCCUUUGACAAUUGCCGAGCUAUGCGAUGCCAUCCAGGUAAAGCGAACGAAAGCCUUAACACCAGAACAAGUCUGCUUAGGAUAUGCUCAGGCAUGUGGACACUUACUUCAGCUUUACCGCCACUGUUAUCAUGACGACGGGACAAUCAUUCGCGAAAAUACUACAAAUUACCGCUACCGAAAAUUAGUUCAUAUGGAUGGUCACCAACAAGACAUGCACACUCUAUUCGCCACGUUUGUACACCAAAGCGCGAAAGACUUCUUACUCAGCGGUACUGUUGAUCUUCCCAUAUUACGACCUGUCAUCAAUCCCAUACAAGGCCAUGCUAUUAUCGCUGAUCGACUGAUAACGCUUCUAUGCGAGCACUUCAGUAGUGACGACGCGAAUAAAACAGCAGCGCGAACAAGGACCCCUGCUCUAUCAUACGCAAUCGAUGUAUGGGGAUCUCAUAUAGCAGAGUCGCAAGAUGAUUGCAAAGACCUACUUCGGAGACAUCCAGUAUUUUUUGGCAAGACCUCAGAAAUCAGAGACAAGUUGUGGUGGGUAUACAACAAGUUCUGGGACAAACCGGAUAACCCACCACAAGAUGUGCCAUUUCUCCACCUGGCCUGCCAGGUUCGACUCUAUCAUUUGGUAGAAGCUUGGCUAAUGCCAAAAAACCCGUUCGUGAGAUUGAGUCGUAAACGAAGCAUUAAUCAAAGGUGGGGACGCUUUCAAGAAACACCACUUCAUGUGGCUGUGAAGAGCAAACAAAAGGAAACGAUUCGAGUGUUACUAAGGUAUGGAGCCGACGUUAGCAUGAGAAACAAUCUUUCCAAAACACCCAUCCAUCUAGCUUUGGAUUUGAGACAGCUGGCCUUUACGGUUAAACACGAAGCCCAUGAUACAGAUAUAUACCAGAUACUGGCAAAGUCAAAGACGGGUAUUGCAGUGUUGACCAAAGAAGCAAAGUAUUAUAUGAAGUUACCAGAGAAAGGUCGAGACAAGUCACUACUGCAUUUCGCGGCGGAAUACGGCAAUGAAGUUAUAUGUCGAGACCUCAUUGAAACGUUCCACUAUAGCACCGACGUCAAAACAUCCGUUCAAGACACACCACUUCACUUGGCAUUGAAGAAUGGACAGGCACAUGUCGCUAACCUUUUGCGUCGAAUCCUGCAGACGAAUGUUUCCGACUUUGUUCUCAAGAUUGGGGUUGCGACAUCAACAUAA
Molecule: messenger RNA, 2616 nt
Organism: Fusarium venenatum
Lineage: Eukaryota; Fungi; Ascomycota; Sordariomycetes; Hypocreales; Nectriaceae
Source: RefSeq, a predicted model, not a curated record